ACAGCGUGUGACCCUGGCUGCAUGUGUACGCACCAGCAAGUCACGCCCCCUUGCCUCUGGCUUUCGUGUGAAAAAAAAACAACCCCAUAAGCAUUGCUUAUGACAUUUCGCAGAGCGGCACGACGGGAAAUGAAUCACACAAGCAAGGCAGAGAGAUACAGAUGAUUACCAGCGAUUAAAUCCGAGGUGUCGAUGAAUUAAUUCGACGCCCGCGUGUAGUUCCUGGCCCCUACCUUCACUCAUCCUGUUGACCAUCAGCGCGAGCACGCACGCUCACCCGAAUAACUUACAUCGAGAAUAAUUGUCAAGACUUCAAACCAUUCACUGACAAAGGCGGAUUUCAUUGAAAAUGUCGGCGAUUUAAAGACGUCCAAAGACAGAGAAUAAAGUACAUUUUCCUGGGACUUAGCAAGCUUGGCACCACUGCCUACAGCUGUGACAUCAUCACCAAACAGGAAGAUGCGGAUGAGACGCCUAUCGCUGUUAAGUGGCUUUUGUUGAGCAUAUAACGUCUCCUGCAUGUGCACACAGCGCGUGCAACCGCGCAGUUCAAACGCUGAUAGAAGCAAGGAGAGUGUCUGGACCACUGCCUCCAUCAUCUCUAGCCCAGGAAGCAUUCGUCGACCACAGGCUGUGACUGACCAACGACCACAUCGCGGAAGAGUAUAUCUAUCCUGCCCUCGAAUACUCCCCAGCAGUAAAGAGUGACCGAAAAUGUGCGUGUCACCUCAAAGUUAAUCGUAAAAGAUCGGCUCAAGAGGACUGACUGGAAGUACCUUCAUUUUAAUCGUCUUUCUUUUUCAACGCUGUUGUCAUGGCAGCCACAAAACGUCACAGCAAGAGUGACGGCACGGUUGUGCGGGCGAGUGUGAAAGUGGCUGUAGCUGUGGUCGGCGAUACUGGUGUAGGUAAAACCUGCAUGCUGCUGGCCUACCUUACAGGUAGAUUUCCGUCCAAUUGUCCAGAGGGAUCCGUUGACUGGCAUUCAGAGUUCGAUCACCUGACACGACACCCAGUGCAGGUGGUAAUUGGUGACGUGGAGGUCAACAUCACCCUCGUCGAUACCGUAGGCCUGGAUGAAUACCAGAAGCUGCGUGCUGUAGUGUGCGCCUCGGCGGAUGUCUACCUCGUCUGCUUCGACGUCACCAAGCCGGCAACGCUGGAGCGCGUGCGCCACCACUGGAUACCGGAAAUCCGCGAGUACAACAGCGUGGCGCCGUUCGUGCUGGUGGCCACCAAGUGUGACGAGCGCAUUGCGGCGCAGAUCGAGGGCCGGUCGUCCCGCGACACAGUAUCCUUUUCUCAGGCCAGGUCGGCGGGGCAGGAGCUGGGGGCCAUCACAUACUGCGAGUGCUCGGCCCGCAACCUCACCGGCUUAAAGAAAAUUUUCGAGGAAGCGGCGGCAGCGGGUCUGAAGAAAGCCUACCCAGACGGCAUGGACAAAAAGAACGGUUGCGUGCUGGCAUAAAUGCACUCCUCACUGGUGUGUGUAUGCACGUACACGAAAACGUGUAUUGUGCCAACUUUUUAGGAUUUUAUUAUUAUGUUAACUAAUCGUCCGUUCCCACCCACCUCUCCCCAACUCUGGAGAAAACUGUUUGCUAGUGGUGGGACAGAAGCACUCAUGUUGAAUCAUGUGUGAGGUUUCGUCCUAGCCUGUUGAAUUUGUUUUAUUUUUAUUUGUUUUUCCUUUGCGCAGUGUUAUGCAAAUGUAAGACUGACACAAUAUCACGAGACAGCACAGCAUAACAAGAAACUGCUUAAUAUUAAGCCAUGUGACGAUCACCUAGUUUGUGCUGAUAAAUGUUAUGUUAAAUUGUAGAAUUGUCGCGAGGCGCUUGUGCCAAAUUCUACUUAAUUAUCGUCGUGAAUGAAAUGUGUAAAGCUCUCUUAAAGCUCAAGUGAAAUACAAAUAUCAAACUGUAUUUUACACAUCGCUAUGUCGGCUUUCGGAGAGGAAAACCUGUCUACAGAGAGGAUCAAUGAACCUAAAACCUUUGGUUGUAUUUUUAAAGUUUAAUUCAAGAUUUUUCCCGUUUGUACAGUCAGCACGUCGCAAGUUUUAUAUGAUAAAUAUUUCAUCUUGCAAGCAAUAGCCAAAGUUCACAGCAGCACGAUCAACUUUGAGAACUUCGGGUAAAGGGAAACAACUUCAUCAACAAAGGGCGCGGUAAUCAGUUCAUUGCGAUUAUCUAUCGCUCUACACACUUCGCCUGCAAAAAUUGCGUUUAAUUUAUCUCGAUACUUUGGAAAAUUAAAAUGUUCGGUUGCCUGGACCAUAGAAAAAUACGUACGAUGAACAAACGCAUGGUUAUCUUGAGACAAAGCUUAUCUACUGAAAGGACGGACUGGCUGUGCUCGUGCUGAUUCUAACCUUUCAGUUGAUUCCAUUUAUCGCUUUACUGACCUUUAUUUCUUAAAACUUAUCAUGCUAAGAAUAUUUCAAAUAUGAAUUGUUAGUAUAAAAUUGUAUGUAAAAUAACUUUUCAUUCUUUUAAUUGCAUUAAAUAAUCGUAACACGGAUCAUGUGACAUGAAUGGGAUGCUCAGAAUUAGAAAAGAACGUGGAUUUAACGUUUUUCCAGUAAAAAUAAGCGUUAACGGUC
Pomacea canaliculata is the source of this 2605-nucleotide messenger RNA. Its product is annotated as cell division control protein 42 homolog. The record is from RefSeq and is a predicted model, not a curated record. Gene Ontology annotation, molecular function: GTPase activity; GTP binding. The transcript is spliced from 3 exons. NCBI's taxonomy places the organism in Eukaryota, Metazoa, Mollusca, Gastropoda, Architaenioglossa, Ampullariidae. Gene Ontology annotation, biological process: small GTPase-mediated signal transduction. The coding region runs from base 815 to 1468 and encodes 217 amino acids.